This is a messenger RNA of Mycosarcoma maydis (corn smut), 3279 nucleotides long. RefSeq lists its product as uncharacterized. The transcript has a single exon. Lineage: Eukaryota; Fungi; Basidiomycota; Ustilaginomycetes; Ustilaginales. Gene Ontology annotation, molecular function: metal ion binding. The record is from RefSeq and is a predicted model, not a curated record. The coding region runs from base 1 to 3279 and encodes 1092 amino acids.
AUGUCCACCAGACAGAGCGGUGGCAGCUAUGCCAAAGCUUUUCUCGAUUCUCUCCUGGUUCAAAGGAACGGCUCGUCCGUCAACGCAACUCCGUUUUCAUCUUCCAGCUCGACUACGGCUACAGCCAAUACCACGACCUCUUCCGCAUCCUCGUCCAUCGCAACAUCGAUCGGUGCGGCUCCGUUGCUCACCGCUGCUUUCAAACCGCACAAGCCAUCCUCGCUUUCAUCGUCAGCUUCCGCUUCUGCCUCGGACGAUGGCGAUCCCGGCCCAGAUCCUCCGGGCUACGAUGCAUACCUGCCAUCCACGCUUCUGUCGCAAGUCAACGACGUCGACGACCUGAGGCAUGGCACUGUUGUCGACGACGAUGAUGCUUCGUCUCUGGCUACGUCAUCGCCUCUCUCUUCCUCGUUCAAAGCACAGCAGCUUUCGCUUCAGGCGCUUUCUCACCAUGGCACUUUUUCUUCCUCCAGCAGCCGUAGAACUUCCACUUCGGCUCCUACUCCAGACUUCACCGCUGAUCUGCUCGCCACGCUCAACGAUAGCCAUCUAGACGAGGAGGAACGUAUCGACAAGGUCAGAGCCACGCUGGCAAACGCGCUCUAUGCGAUCGAAGGUGUCCCCUCGCCAUCAGCGCGAAUUGACCAUCUCGUGCUCGACCUCAUGCACCGUCAUCGCGAGGAUGUACAGCCCACUGGUGCCUCUUUCGCUGCCAACUCCACACAGUCACCUGUUCGUCGUCCUGCCAGCAUACGUUCCUUCUCCACGUCCCGCCCUUGGACGCCCUCCAGGCCAUCCUUCUCGCCCGCCUCGUCUCUUGCCGGCACCCCUACAGAUGGCACGCCUUCCGCCUUUACACAGCGUCCCACUUCUCCGCAUCUUGGUUCAAGCGCAUUGGCUUCGUUGACUUCGGCCGCAAGCCCUGUAUGGCCCUCUGCCACCGCCAACACCGCUGCCAGCCCAAGGCCCCAUCCUGGAGUCAUUGGUUCCGGCUCUCCACGUGCAUCUCCCAAACCGUGGAACCGCACCCUGUCAAACCUCUCCACCACCAGUCUCGUCUCCUCCAACGGUGGCGCUUCCGGUGUCGCUUCGCCCAUGGCCUCGCUGCCGCCAGGCGUCAUCGGCAGCUCAGCCAGUCGACCCGCCUCGCCGUCGCCCUUUGGCUCGCCAAAGCUCAACAUUGCUGCUACAGAAUUCAAGCCGCGUACCGCCUCGUCCUCUGGCGGCGCUCCGGCACCGCUUACAUUCACGCCGACCCGUCCGGCAUCCAACCUCAUCCGUCGCCCUAGCUCCAACGCCAGCAGUAGCAGUCUGGCCUUGGCAAACAAGAGUCACGCCGGCGCCAAUGACGAUGACGACGACGACGAAUUCUCGCCCUUCGGCACCAUCAAACCUGCACAGCAACAACCCAUCAGCUUUGCUGGCUACACCUCGUACGAUCCUGACGCUGGCUGGACUGCGGCACCCUCUUUUGGCGCUUCCGACACGUUUGCGGCCAGCUGGAUCGAUCCUGCAGCGAGUGCUGGCUUUGAUCCCGCGCAAGCUGACCCGCUCGGUGCUGAGCCCACAGCGCCUCUCACUCCCUUCGAUAUGCUCUACUCGAUCCUCGUCACCGGCACCAAAGCCGGCUCGUCCGAAUGGAGCCCAGAGCAAGUCGACGAAGCGCUCGUCAUGCACAACUACGACGUCGAAAAGACGUUGAACGCCAUUUGGGAAAACGACGGCAAGCCUUUGGGCGACGGAACGCAAUCACUACUUUCUGGUGGUGCUUCUGCGCCUCGCCUCGCCCCCACGCUACCGGCAAUCAGUUCGCCUCGUUUUGCGCCCUCCCCACUGCCAGCCACGGCUGGUGUCAAGGCAGGAGUCAACGUAAUGUCCAGAGAGGCUCUCGGCCUUGGUGCUUCUCGAGGCCAGCGUCCAGACCUGACCAGAUCUGGCCCCUCGCAGCUCACCCCACGAUACGAAGCAGCAGCGUCAAACUCAUCUGGUCCGGCCGGUGCGAACCGUGUCUGCCGCUACUAUAUGGCCGGGGAAUGUCGUCGGAGCGACUGUCGCUUCUCGCACGAUCUUGAUAGUCGAGCUGUCUGUCGAUAUUGGCUCAAAGGCCACUGCGCUCAUAAUCCUUGCAAUUUCCUGCAUGACUACGACGCUCUCAAUCAGCUUGCCACAGGCAUCGUAUCGGGGCUGCACGUUAACGAUGGAUCUGACCAGCGACAGCCUGCCUCGACGCCCGAAGCCAAUAAUGCUGGUGGAUCUGCACGGGCAUCAAAUGGAUCCAAGGAUGAAUUCCCGGAACUCAACGCGACUGCGAAAGACGCGUCUUCGAAAACUUCGUACGCUGCAACGCUUGGAGGAGGCACAGAUGUAUCCAAAAACAGAUGGGCAACGAUGGUGCAGAAAGGGUCGCCUGUAGACGCAGCCAUUAAGGCACAGAGUGAUGCACAGGCAGUCAUCAGCAUCCAUUCCAAAGGAGCUCCCAUCCGCUCCCAGCCAGCAUCCAGCACGCAAGACAGCAAGCCGUAUGGCAAGAAUGCCAACGCGGCACCGCGCCCCUCAGCGCGCCUGCCUCUGCGCCCUUCCGCCCUCCUGCCGACGCUGUUGACGGGAAGCAGCGCGGCCGAGACAUACCAGACCCAUCGAGGUGACGCGCUCUCCCUUGCAGAACAACGUAACAAGCUGCUUGUACGAGCUUCUGAGGCGUACCGUAAAGGCGAUGUUGCGUCAGCGAAAAAAUUCAGCAAGGAAGCCUCGUCACUCAACAACCAGUACGAGAAUGAGUCGCGCACCGCGGCCCACGCUAUUGUCAAGGAACGUAUGCGCGAGCUGCGCUCCCGCCUCAAUGAUCCGAACUUGUCAGGUUCCAACGCAUCCUCACAAAGCAACGAGGCUGGGGCUCGAAGGCUGCGCGGCAAGCUCGUAGGAAACGGCCUCGGGCUUUGUCUCGGCGUCGUACGUCCAGGAGCGUUGCAAGGCAGCCAGACUUCUUCGAUCACGGCCAACUUGUCAGUCGAAGAGCGCACAGAGUGUCUGUUGGACUUGCAUGGCUUGCUUUCGAAAGAGGCAGUAGAGUUGACGGAAGAGUUUUUGCUCGGGUUGGAAGCGGAAGGCAUACAAGGUCUGGCAUACAUUGCUAUCGGCAAGGCCAAGCACAGCAGCAAGGAGACGGACAAGCGGAGGGUCAAGGUGGGCGGCUUUGUCAAGCAGUUUCUCAGUAGCUACUCGUAUCCGUUUGCAGAGAGCGACGGCGUGCUUGUAGUCGACCAUCUGAGUCACUCAUGA